AAACAGGGUGUGGUGGACGCGAAAAGGAUUCCAUAUCAGAAAUGAGCUUCAACGAUACCAUCAGAAUUUAGUCACCUCUCUCACUCUGUUCAGCGAUAAAAAAUGUCGCCACCCAAUGUUCUGAAGUUUGAGACGGAGGAGCACGUCGCUGUCGCUCUUGCUAACUAUAUCGCCGAUCUGUCUGCUAAAUUCAUCGCCGCCAAUGGCUCUUUCUCCGUUGUACUCUCCGGUGGUACUUUAAUCGAUACUAUGAGCUUAAUUCUCGACAGGAAAUUAGUAGAGCCUCCGUAUAUUAGUUCAAUAGAUUGGUCCAAAUGGUUGAUAUUCUACCUUGAUGAACGAGUUGUUCCUCUAGAUCAUCCUGAUUGCAAUCACAAACUUGCUUUUGACGGAUUUCUCAGUAAGGUUGCGAUACCUGAAUCUAACAUCUAUCCUAUCAAGGAAGGACUAUCACCUGAAGAAGCAGCAGAUGAAUAUGAGCAGAGGCUUAAACAUUUGGUAGCGAACAAAACCCUAAGAACAUCACCAAUUACAGGGUUUCCAAAGUUUGAUCUGAUGUUACUUGGAAUGGGUCCAGAUGGACAUGUUGCAUCACUUUUUUGCUGGCAUUUUCAACGAUUUGAGAAGGAGAAAUGGGUGACUUUCAUCUUGGAUUCACCUAAACCUCCUUCUGAAAGAAUCACUUUCACCUUCCCUUUGAUCAAUUCAGCUUCUGAGAUUGCAAUGGUGGUGACCGGAGAAGAUGCAGCUGAUGCAGUGAAGGUGGCGUUGGGCCCACAUGCUUCGUAUGGUUAUCCGUUGCCUGUGCAGAAGGUUUCACCCGAAGGAGAGUUCACAUGGUUCUUGGACAAGGCCACUACAUCACAACUCAAAUAAACUGUAAUCUGUUACUAUUACUGUUUUUGUCACUUGUCACUGACGCUGAUACUGACACUGAUAUUGAUGAUGGUGUGGAUAUGAGCGGAUGAUGAUAUGUUUGCAUUGAUAAGGCAUGAUGUAUGAUGGAAUAAACAAGUUAAUCAA
Lactuca sativa (garden lettuce) is the source of this 1023-nucleotide messenger RNA. The record is from RefSeq and is a predicted model, not a curated record. Lineage: Eukaryota; Viridiplantae; Streptophyta; Magnoliopsida; Asterales; Asteraceae.